UCUGUUACCACAGGAGAAAUAAACCAGCUGUUUCCCUAGCGAAGAGGCAGCCUAAGGGUCUGGGCUGGGAUUGCGAAGGGAGCCAAUGGGAGUUUGACUUGAACCUGGCUCCUAACUCCCCAGGGCUCACUACCUUGAUGCUCAUGGUUUGGGCGCUACCUGAGCAAAGGAAUGGCUGGGCAGGGGCUAACCUGGGGAGAGGGGUCUCAGCCCCUCUGCAAACCAGGCCCUACAUCUGGGCAUCAACAAAGGACAGAAGUGACACAGCUCUGGCCCCCACAGCUAUUCCCGGCUUGUCUCAGGGCUGCAGCCUCCUCAUCGUCGCAUGUAUCCAGGGGAUGAAGGUGGAGACUCUUGUGUACACCCCAGGAGGUUUCUCAUCCUCGGAUCCCCAAGAGACAAUGCCCUGGGCUGUUUCCCCACACACCAGGGGGCCCCCAGAAUUGCCCUGUGAAAUAAAACAAGCCACAGAUGGAGAACAGCUCACGGAGUCAUUUCCUGCUGAUGCACAGCUCAGUGACAGCCCCCGGUGCAGCCGGAUUCAGUGUCACCCCUCAAUCUCUACCUAGUCUCUGCUUGGCUCCCAGCUGGUCUCAGCCCCCAGUCCCCACCCCCACAGCUGUCUCUGCCUUCCCCUGGGAGAAGAACAGCUAUUUUUAUCAUUCAUUUGUACAGCACCUAGUGCAGUGGGGCCUGAUCCCCGAUCGCUGCUCAUGGGCCCAACUGCAACGAAAACAGCCUCAUUAAUAAUAACAAUUUAUCAAGGAUGCUUGAAGUCAGGAGGAGAUUCACCUCCCAAGAGUCUUUGCCCAUCUUCGGAUCUCCCCCCCCCACAUCAUACUGGAGGCGUUAUAGUCACGAUAUGGCCCAUUAAGUUUCCUCGGACAUGCAGCAUCCUGCAUCACAACCACGUCCACCUCCCAGAGCCUGGCCAGGGUCAAUUCACUCUCUGUGCUAGUGCUGCCCCACAGAGACAUGCCCCACGCCCACACAAUCACAUUUCAGAGAGGUGGUACUAGACACCCCAAUGCCAGGUAUGGUACAAACACACCCCAAAGAUAACGAGAACAUACAGACACUUCCUAGAGACAAGGUCAGGAUGACAGUGUGAUGGACAGUGGGGUUUUAAUCAAACCAAUAUGUACAAGGUAAUGGGCUGUAACAGACCACAUCAGAGGGCCGUCACUAACCAUGCCAGAUGGACAAUAUGUAACUUGUUUUUAUUAAUGUAUAAAAUGAAGCCCCAAAGAGAGUGUUUCUGUUUGGCCUAGGGGUGAACGGAAAGUCCUGCCAUUCACUGAGCUGGUCCAUUGCAAAAGUCAUACAUGUGUCAGUGUACCUGUAACCAUUGAGCCAGGGCAUUAGGACUGUGCUUCAUGGACAAUAAAUCUGACCAAGUUCCUUAGCUACUCACAAGUCUGCAGUUACUGUUCGAUCAAGGUCUGCUCUGCCAGCUGUCUGCGCAGAGCUGGGACAGCACACAGAGAGAACACACAUGGAGCCAAACAUCUGACCACACUGGUGACCCCUGACCAUGGAGCUGGUAAGUAGGUGAGAUCAUUGGGGGCCGGGAAGCCAAGCCCCACUCCAGACCCUACAUGGCCUAUCUGAAUAUACGACGUGAAGACAAGAGUGUUCGCUGUGGAGGGUUCCUGGUGUCGGAGAACUUCGUGCUGACGGCUGCUCACUGCAAUGGAGAGGACAUCACCGUGCUCCUCGGAGCUCACAACGUCAGUCGUGAUGAGGAGACUCAACAACGAGUCUCUGUGCAGCGCAAGAUCCCCCACCCUAGAUACAACAGCAGGAGCCGUGAGAAUGACCUGAUGCUCCUACAGCUUGUGGAGCCGGCAAACUUGACUGAUGCCGUGGACACCAUUCCGCUGCCCCAGGCUGGCCAAGCCGUGGAGCCAGGGUACACGUGCAGCGUGGCAGGAUGGGGCAGGACCAGCCUGAAGACAAAAACAAAUGUUCUCCAUGAGGUGGAGUUAGAGGUGAUGUCAAAUAAGACCUGCCAAAACCGACGCCACUACAGGCCCAUGAUGAUGAUGUGUGUUGGGGACCCCAACCAGGACAAGGCCUCAUUCUUGGGCGACUCCGGGGGCCCCCUGGUGUGCGAUGAGGUGGCCCACGGCAUCGUCUCCUUCGGCAAGAAGAACGGGAGCCCCCCGAGGGUGUUCACCAGGGUCUCCACGUACAUCCCCUGGAUCGAGACAAAAAUGAGGGGUCUCAGCAGCCCUGGGCCCCAUGUUGAAAGGCUGGGGCCCCUACACUGAAGAGGGCAGAGUUGGGUUUGUGUUUGUGGAAGGAGCCCCUCCCCAGAGCAGUGGUGCUGAGCCCAAUGGGUGCUUGAAUAAAACCCAGCUUCGUACUCACCCCAUGUAAUAAA
This is a messenger RNA of Mauremys reevesii (Reeves's turtle), 2386 nucleotides long. Its product is annotated as mast cell protease 1A-like. The record is from RefSeq and is a predicted model, not a curated record. Lineage: Eukaryota; Metazoa; Chordata; Testudines; Geoemydidae. Gene Ontology annotation, molecular function: serine-type endopeptidase activity. Gene Ontology annotation, biological process: proteolysis. Gene Ontology annotation, cellular component: intracellular membrane-bounded organelle; cytoplasm. The coding region runs from base 1599 to 2273 and encodes 224 amino acids. The transcript has 5 exons.